AUGGCGGGAGCCCUGCCGGCCCUGCAGCACCUAGCCAUACGCGACGUCGCCACCGCGCGGCCGCGCCGCGCCGCGCCCGACCCGCGCGGCUUUUCGCGCCUCGAGUCGCUUGAGCUGUCCGGCUUUGCCACGCCCGCGGCGCGGCUGCUGUCCGCGCAGCUGCCGCAGCUGCCCGGGCUGCGAAGGCUGGUGGUGGCGGAGAUGCCCGGGCUGGAGUCGCUGAGCCUGGGGGGGUUCCCAGGCCUGAGGGACCUGGCCAUCUCAAACGCCCCCGCGCUUGCCACGCUGCCGGGCCUAGCGGCCCUGACCUCCCUCACCUCCCUUGCCCUCGACGCCUGCCCCGCCGCCGCGCGCGGCGGCGCCGAGCCCAUGGCCGCCCUCGCCGCGCUGACGGGGCUGCGGGAGCUCCGCGUCACCGGGUGCCCCGCGCUGCACCGGCUGCCGGCGGCGGUCGCGGCGUUGACCGAGUUGACCAGCCUGGAGGCCGCCCUGCGGCUGCGGCCGGCGUCGCCGGCGUCGCCGCGGGUGGCGCGGGACUUUGCCGCGCUGGGCGGCGCCGUCGGCGGCGGCGGCGGGGACGGCGGGGACGGUGACGACGAGGGUGGCGGCGGCGCGCUGUUGCAGUGUCUGGGCCUGCGCCGGCUGGUGGUGCGCGGCUUUGGCGGCGCGCUGGUGUUGCCAGAGGGGAUGGAGCGCCUGACCGCCCUGCAGGACCUCGACUUGCAUGGCUCCCAGGGGCAGCCAGAACCCCCUGCUCCGCCCGGCGGCCCGCAAGCCGCAUAUGCUGGCGCCACCCAGGGCGGCGGCAGCGGCCAGGGAUUGCAAUCGUGA
This is a messenger RNA of Monoraphidium neglectum, 831 nucleotides long. RefSeq lists its product as hypothetical. The coding region runs from base 1 to 831 and encodes 276 amino acids. The record is from RefSeq and is a predicted model, not a curated record. NCBI's taxonomy places the organism in Eukaryota, Viridiplantae, Chlorophyta, Chlorophyceae, Sphaeropleales, Selenastraceae. The transcript is spliced from 3 exons.